AUGGCCGGCUCGAAGCGCAGCAAGCUCAAGAAAGCGCUCUCACCACCGUUCACAGCAAAGUCACCAGAAUCCGAGCACUCCAUGGACGACGAUGCGCUCAUGGACGACCUCAUGUCCCAGCUCGACUCCAGAGACACAAACGUCCAGGCCGAGUCGGCCGCCGUACUGAACGAGAUCAACAUCAACAACGCUGCCGAGGCGCCCCCGCCGGCUGCGUCGCCGCCAUCCCAAAAGCAGGAUAGCAAGGCCAGGCAUCGUGCCCGCAUGGAAGGCGGCCGCAGUAGCAGAGCAGCACGUUCCGAGCAACCCGGAGCAGGACGAACGGCUGCAGAGGGAGGCCGCGGAGGAGGAGCGAACGUCAUGCGGAUAUGCGACGAGAACGGGCUUGAGAUGUACGAGAUUAACCCAGACGGACACUGUCUCUUCUCCGCCAUCGCCGACCAACUCGCCCUCCUCCACAUCCUCACACCAAAGCAGGCCACCUACGCCCACACCCGCGCCGCCGCCGCGGCCUACAUGCUCGCGCACCCCGACACCUUCAUGCCCUUCCUCCCCUGCGAGGGCGGCGAGGACGGCGUCGGCUCGACGAGCGACACCGGCAUCAUGAGCCCCGCCGCGUUCGAGCGAUACUGCGCGACGAUGCGCGACACGGGUGCCGCGUACAAGAUCACGAUCAACGUUGUGGGCGUGCCCUCUGUCGUGCCCCAUACCCCAGUCGACUCGCCUGGUGGCGGGGGGAAGGUGGCGUGGAUCAGCUACCAUAGGCGGAUGUAUGGGCUGGGAGAGGUGAGCCGUCUGCCCGCGUUGGGUCUGCCGUACUAA
Fomitopsis serialis is the source of this 822-nucleotide messenger RNA. RefSeq lists its product as uncharacterized. The record is from RefSeq and is a predicted model, not a curated record. The transcript is spliced from 4 exons. Gene Ontology annotation, molecular function: cysteine-type deubiquitinase activity. NCBI's taxonomy places the organism in Eukaryota, Fungi, Basidiomycota, Agaricomycetes, Polyporales, Fomitopsidaceae. Bases 1 to 822 code for a protein of 273 amino acids. Gene Ontology annotation, biological process: protein deubiquitination.